AUGUCUAGCUAUUUUCCAGCAAGGGGCCAUAGCCGUCACGAUCGUGAAUUCCGUGUCAAUAAAUGCAGCAAACCUGAUAGACAACUGAAUUCUCCGAGCUCCACACAUGACAAUGUUACAGCAGAUCACUACAUACGCCCAGUUGUUUGUGUACUCGGAACGUGGCUGACUGAUGAGCAGGCCUCAUCAAGGAAUCCCAUCGCCGUCCCAUUCAACAGUAGGCACCACUGCAUUCUGAGCAACUCUUGUCGCUUCACACCCUGCCUUAUAAAAAGGUAUGGCAGCUGUCAAGAGGCGGGUAGCUAUUUCAUUGGACAUGCAACAAGUCUGGUGCUUGACGCGUUGUACGAGCCCAGUCUUGAGAAUAUACAAGGUUUCUUCCUGUUAGCUCUUGCACAAUGGGGCAGUGGUGAUAAAGAUAAAAGCUCGAUGAAUAUGGGGAUCGCUGUUAGGAUGGCUGGUAUCCUACGACUCCACCGAGAGGAGACUUAUAAUCUCCCCCUGGAUGCCACCACUGAUGAUAUUGUUGAUUCAGAAAUAGCUAGGCGUACUUUCUGGGUUCUGGAAAGUAAGUUAUCCACCAAAUGGAGUACAGUCGUCGAUUCUCAUGGACCAUACAUUGUAGCCGAGGAUAAUCUCCAUUCAAGCCACGCAUCCCCAGUUGCUUUUGGUGCCGAUGACAUUACAACAUUACUCCCUUGUGAAGAAUCUGAUUUUGCAUUUGGACGUAUGCCUUCGUCUCGCGCGGCAUUACCAGGCACCAAGGCCGCAAAGUUAUGGCCAGAACUAACAACUCUCCCAUCACGCUCGCUCUUCGCCACCCUCCUUCAAGCACAUAGUCUAUGGGGAAGUGUCGCCCGAAAGGCGUGGCGAGUCGAUUUUUGCUCCGAGGGCCCGCCUCCCUGGGAUCAAGAUAGUACAUAUGCUAAAAUGUGUCGGGCGUUGGCGGAGUGGGAGCGUGAUACGCCGGCUAGUCAUCGAUGGAGUGUUUGGAACAUGAGAGGGCAUAGCGCGGAGCAGGUACAUGCAGCUUAUCUGAGCGUCGUUAUGGUCACGAGGUUAAGUCAUAUUGUUGUUCGGAGAAUUUACUUGGAAGAGAUGAUUAACAGCAUCACGCAGUCAGGCAAAGACAGCGCUGCCCCGCAAAGCUUUUGGACUUCUGUCGCAGAUGAACUAUUUGAGAAUGUGUUCGCCCUACAUGAGCCUGUCAACACAUUUGUUUCGAAUCGUAGUCCGCAUGAGGGCUUCUCUGCAACCUUACUUUUUUCGCUAUACGUCUGCGGUACACUAUACGUGCAUCUACUGAAAAUGCCCUCGUUAUGUCCACGACUAGCAUCUCGCGCUCAGCCGAACCUUAGCCGUACCCUUGAAAUUCUUGAAGAUUUGCAAAAUGCGUGGCCGCUGGCAUCAAAGUGGUUGACGAUGCUGAGAAAUUCGGCUACGACCAUUCCACCGAGAUCACUGACGGCCUCAUCUUCUAGUGCUCAAAGAAACAGACCCCAUGUAGAUUAUGCGACUUCUCAUUGCGAGGUAGAUAUUCCUGGAGAACAUCGAGCUAACAACAACGCAGAAGGUGGAAGUCUGGAAAUGUUUAGUAAAGCCGCAGUGUCCGCAGAGAGGAAUACAAUUUUUCCAAGUGGGUUCAUUGGCACUAUGAAUAAAACAAGCAACAGCUAUGGGAAUCGCAACAUGGUCGUAGACGAGUUUCUCUCAUUUGACGCGUCAGAAGGAGGGUUCGGCGUUUCCGCUCGACAUCCAAAUAUAUGUACAGAUGAUGGAGUAUCAUUUGACAAGGAGCUGACUGAGUUUUUAAGUCAGCCAAGCUAUGGGAUGGUAGAUAUUUGGGUUCCCUCUGAGCAAGACGACACCUGGAUGUCUUCUGAUGAAUCUUGA
Molecule: messenger RNA, 1893 nt
Organism: Talaromyces atroroseus
Lineage: Eukaryota; Fungi; Ascomycota; Eurotiomycetes; Eurotiales; Trichocomaceae
Exons: 10
Coding region: 1-1893 (630 amino acids)
Biological process (GO): DNA-templated transcription
Cellular component (GO): nucleus
Molecular function (GO): DNA binding; zinc ion binding
Source: RefSeq, a predicted model, not a curated record